UACUUGCAACCAAACUACAACCAUGGCAGAUUUGGAUUAAUAUUCGGUUAGAUAUUAAUUACAAAGAAAUGAAAAGAGGUGUGCAUCUUAAGAGACAGUUUCUGAUCUGGUUAAUUUUACUGGAAUUUGCGUACAUUCUGUCAUUCAUAUUCCUUGUUCAUUUUGGAAUUGGUAACGAAAAUAAUAACAGAAACCGGAGAAGGAUGCAAUCCGAAAGUUCCAAACAAUGUGAAAUGAUAGUAACGGACAAAGUACCUUUGCCAUCCAAAACGUUUUAUGCGUGUGAAAAGGAGAUUUUAUUUUUUGACAACAUGUUUGCAGUCCUUAACAAUGUUACACUACGUGUUUCUAGAAGUUCCAAUUCCAAGGAAAACGGAAGUCGGUUCUCCAUGUUUUAUAAUUCCAACCAUUGUCAAAAUAGGAUCAAUUUAGAAGGACUGAAUUUAAGAAACCCAGUCCUUUCUUGGAUUAAAAAGAUUCAGAUAAGUAAUAAUAUCUACAAUAAUUCAAUUUAUUCUCAGGGAGUUGGAUUCCUUGUCUCAAGGCACGAUUUGAAUAAUCUAUAUCACACGAUGACUCUGAUUUACAAUAUGGUGGUGGCAAAAUUUUUGCUACGAAUCACUCAUAGUACAACUGUCGUUAUUUUUGUGGACGCCUAUGACGAGAAAACAGUUUUACGGGAACUGUGGGAUACUUUAUUUCAGGAAAUUGUACAUAUAAAGAAAGUGUCCAACGCCCUUCAUUUUCGUACAUUGAUAAUGGUAAAUUCUGGAUAUGAGGGAUAUCUUAGCCACUUCCGGUUGCCACGACUGCCAUUAGUUUCAGAAUUUACACAGUUUGUUGCAAAUAAAUUCGAAAUUUGCAACAAAAGGGAAUUGAAUUGUUCUAGUAUCAAUAUUUUGAUUAUACUGAGACAAGAUGAUAGAAAUCAAAAUGAUUCCAUUAAGGUGAUUGAACGUAAAUUCUACAACGAAGAUCGUAUGCUUUCGGAGAUUAAGAGGUCACUUCCAGAGCAUACGGUUAGAGGGGUGCGACUCGAAAGUUUUCCUAUAAAGACCCAAUUUUCAUUUAUUGCCAAAACUGACUUUCUCAUAGGAAUUCAUGGAGCGGGCAUGACGUAUGCUCUAUUUUUACCAGAGCACGCAGGCGUGCUCGAACUUUUUAACGCUAAUAGAGACACCGGAAAUCUUCACUAUAGAACCAUCUCAAAAUGGCGGAACUUAUUUUACCGGGCCUGGCAAAAUUACAGGAUGAAAGAUGAAUUUCCGAACUUCCGGACCCGUUUUCAUGCUAGAACUAUAAAGUAUUAUGUUAUGGAAUAUAUUCGAUUCAAGUGUAAAAGUAUUUGAAAAUUUUAAGGUUUUCACUUUACACUAAUGAAAAAUGUUUUAUUGACAUCGAAAAAAAUUA
Saccostrea cuccullata (small rock oyster) is the source of this 1410-nucleotide messenger RNA. RefSeq names its product EGF domain-specific O-linked N-acetylglucosamine transferase-like. NCBI's taxonomy places the organism in Eukaryota, Metazoa, Mollusca, Bivalvia, Ostreida, Ostreidae. The record is from RefSeq and is a predicted model, not a curated record. The coding region runs from base 69 to 1349 and encodes 426 amino acids. Gene Ontology annotation, molecular function: glycosyltransferase activity. The transcript has a single exon.